Molecule: messenger RNA, 1325 nt
Organism: Microplitis mediator
Lineage: Eukaryota; Metazoa; Arthropoda; Insecta; Hymenoptera; Braconidae
Exons: 2
Coding region: 482-1105 (207 amino acids)
Source: RefSeq, a predicted model, not a curated record
AUAUCCUUCUACAUAUAUUCACAAUUUGUAGGUAGUACAAGAACUGAAAAAUAAUUUUUGGUUGCCAGUAUACCUGUAGUCGUUGCACUGAUCAGUCGAUAGUUUUGUGAUAAAUUAUUUCUCAAGUGAAUUAAAUUAUUAACCAUGGGACGUGAUUCUAGAAAGGUUUCAAGAGAACUUCGGAGUUCUGAAAAAAUUAAUAAGUCACGUUCAGUCAAAAGAAAGAAUGUUUUUAAUCCGAAAACAGCCGAACGUGAUGAAAGUAUUCAGAGUACAUCUUCUAAAAAAUUAAAACAAAACACUGAAGAUGAUGUACCUGAAGACAGCAGUACUGAAUUUCGAAUAAUAAAUUUUAUUCAGGUAUUCACUGCAAUUUCUGCUCUUAUAAAAUGUAAAAAAUGUGAUGGAAAUGUAGUGUUUCAAACAGCAAGUACACGUGGGCUGGGAUUCAAAAUUGUAGUUGCAUGUAAUAACUGUGGAAAUGAAUAUAUUCCUUCCUGUUGAAAAUAUGAAAUCUGCUAUAAUGGCAACCUUUUAUCACUACGGCUCGAGUGAUGAAAAACCGAAUCAUGAUAUGUGUCCAAAAGGCGAAGAAUCUUGGUGCUCUUACCAGCGCGCUGAAGCAAGAGGAGAGCUUGAUACCUUUUCUCACGAUUAUUCUCCUUUACCUUCUGAUGUUUUAAAAGCUAUCAAGCCUAUAUACGAAGAUCUUAGUAAUGAAAAUUUACUUUCAAGAUGUGUAGGUGGAUUCAAUCAGAAUAAUAAUGAAAGCUUUAACCAACUAGUAUGGAAAAUAUGCCCAAAAACGGUAAAUACUAGUUUUACUAUCGUACAAAUAGCUGCAUACGUUGCUAUGUGUAUAUUUAAUGAGGGUAUAAAUUCAUUAUUAGUCUUGAUGAAUACACUAGGACUUAAUUGUGGGCCUAAUUCUCAUCGGUAUGCAGAAAGAAUGGAUGCUGCACGUAUCAAAGUAGCAGAUAAGCGCGCUAAUGAUAACACCCGAGAAGGUCGAUUGCAACGUAGGCACCAGCAAAUCGAUAUUUUGGAAGCUGCUAUGUCGGCUGAAGAGCUAUUAUAUGGUCCAGGAAUAGAUGACUCAGUAUGAAUCUCCAAGGACUUAUGAUGAUCACCGCAAAGGACUUCGGGAGGAACGGGCUCUACAAAAACAGCGAUAACUUUUUGAAUUAUUAAUUUUUUUUUUUGAAAUUUUCGUGAAGUCAAAUCGAAACGUGUUCUAAUAAAGCUAUGUUUUUAUUUUUGUCAAAUAAAGUAAUUAACUACAAAAAAAAAAUUAUUGAAAAUCAUCAUUUUUUCAUACCCCUGAG